UUUAACAUUCCAGAAAAUUGGAAACCAGAAUUAAUGAAAAGUGCGGGAAGAAUGAUGAGAGAUUUUAAGACCAACAUCACUAGUGACUACAUCUACCCUUUGGCAGAAGACGGUCUGAUAGAUGAACUCCAAAUCCUUCCUAAGAAAUAUCCAGAACUUGACCUAGAAGAUUGGAGGACAUUUGUUAGCCACCGUUUAUCUCCUGAGUUUAUGGCUUUGCGGGAAGCACAACGUGAAAGAUCUCUCAAAUAUACUUCGAGGCAUCGUACAUCUCGUAGAGGGCUUGCCAAUGUUAGAGAGGACCUGAAAACUGAACUAGGUGUGGCAGAUGUAGAACGGUACCAAGUAUGGAUAAGAGCACGAGAAAAGAGGAAGGUUCUUGUUACAGAUUUGGACAAACAAAUUGAAGCAAGAAUUAAUGAGCUGAAAGAAAAAGUUAGUAGUGGAGAAAUCAUUGCAAAGGGUCGGAAUGACAUAUUAACGCAAGCUUUAGGGACACCUGAGCACCCAGGGCGUGCUCAAAGAAGAACUUAA
Messenger RNA from Humulus lupulus (European hop), 534 nucleotides. RefSeq lists its product as uncharacterized. The coding region runs from base 34 to 534 and encodes 166 amino acids. The transcript has 5 exons. The record is from RefSeq and is a predicted model, not a curated record. NCBI's taxonomy places the organism in Eukaryota, Viridiplantae, Streptophyta, Magnoliopsida, Rosales, Cannabaceae.